ACUAGUCAUUCCUUGUGGGAAAGGAACCUAUCUUAUUGUCUUUUAAGAUCCCCAGGACUGCAGGGCACAGAGAUGAAUUCGACAUUUUCUGUCUUAUUUCCAGAAUUCACCCAUGAUGGAAACAAUACAUAUGCAACCUUCGCAAUACAGGAAACUGGCAGGAUGCACCCUCUUCAUCACAGGCGCAAGUCGAGGCAUUGGCAAAGCCAUUGCUUUGAAAGCUGCUAAGGAUGGUGCAAACAUUGUGAUAGCUGCCAAGACAGCCGAGCCCCAUCCUACUCUUCCAGGGACUAUCUACACCGCUGCAGAAGAAAUUGAAGCGGCUGGAGGAAAGGCUUUGCCCUGCGUUGUUAAUGUGAGGGAAGAAGAGCAAAUUAUUAGUGCCGUGGAGAAAGCUGUGAAGACUUUUGGAGGGAUUGACAUUUUGGUGAACAAUGCAAGCGCCAUCUCUUUGACUGGCACUUUGGAAACAGCAACGAAGAAGGUCAAUCUUAUGAUGGAUGUCAAUGUACGAGGAACCUACCUUACAUCUAAAGCAUGCCUUCCCCACUUGAGGAAGAGUAAGAACCCCCAUAUCCUGAACCUUAGCCCACCUAUGAAUCUGAAUCCCAUAUGGUUCAAAAAUCAUUGUGCUUAUACCAUUUCUAAAUAUGGGAUGUCCAUGUGUGUCUUGGGAAUGGCAGAAGAAUUUAGAGGAGAAGUUGCUGUCAAUGCUUUAUGGCCUAAAACAGCUAUACAUACAGCUGCUAUGGAUAUGCUGGGAGGAGCUGGAAUAGAAAAACAGUGCAGGAAAACAGAUAUCCUGGCAGAUGCUGCAUACUGCAUUUUAACAAAACCAAAAAGUUUCACUGGAAAUUUCAUUAUUGAUGAAGUUCUGCUGCGAGAAGAGGGAGUUAAGGAUUUUGAUGUCUAUGCAAUUGCACCAGGUCACCCUCUGAUACCUGACUUCUUCUUGGAUGUUGAGAUUGACACUACAGCUGUGAAACAAAAAGGAUAUGGUGCUGCCCAAGCAUUGAAAGAGGAGAAGACAGAAUCUGCUCCAGCCAAGCCAUCCGGGCCUGUUGCAGAAACAUUCAGAGUUAUUCAGGGGGCCAUGACGGAAGAGAAUGUGAGAAGUACUCAGGGCGUCUUUCAGUUUGAAUUAUCUGGUGACGGUGGAGGCACGUGGUAUAUCGACCUGAAGAACAAGGGUGGGAGCACUGGCUUUGGGAAGCCUCCUGGGACAGCUGACGUGGUUAUGAGCAUGUCGAGUGCUGACUUUGUGAAAAUGUUCACAGGUAAACUAAAGCCAACUAUGGCCUUCAUGUCAGGAAAAUUAAGGAUUAAAGGAAAUAUGGCACUAGCAAUGAAGCUCGAGAAGUUGCUUACACAGCUUAACUCUAAACUGUAAGGGGAAACCCUUGCUAGAAGAACAGUGGCCUUUCAUAUAUAACUGCAAUACUGUUUUAAAUUUGUAGACCUCAUUUUUCUCUGAUGCAAUAUAAGAAAUACGGAUAAAAUGUGAGGUUUUUGUAGGAGAGGUAACUCCAUCUGAUUAAGGGAAGAAAGUGUUUGUGAUUAAACUAAUUGCUUCUCAAGAAUACACUUA
Messenger RNA from Chiroxiphia lanceolata (lance-tailed manakin), 1588 nucleotides. RefSeq names its product hydroxysteroid dehydrogenase like 2 (gene HSDL2). The transcript is spliced from 11 exons. Gene Ontology annotation, cellular component: mitochondrion. The coding region runs from base 113 to 1390 and encodes 425 amino acids. The record is from RefSeq and is a predicted model, not a curated record. NCBI's taxonomy places the organism in Eukaryota, Metazoa, Chordata, Aves, Passeriformes, Pipridae.